UGAGGUGUCGCGCGCUGAGGCGGUUCCGGUGUGGGAGCGGCCCGGGCUGGGGGCUGAGGCGGGGUCGGGCCCGGCCGAGGCCAUGCUGUGCACAGCUCUGGUCAUGGCUGGCAGCCUGGCUCUCACCACAGCCGUGGUUGCCCAUGCCUACUACCUGAAGCACCAGUUCUACCCCACCGUGGUGUACCUGACCAAAUCCAGCCCCAGCAUGGCCGUGCUGUACAUCCAGGCCUUUGUGCUCGUGUUCCUGCUGGGCAAGUUCAUGGGCAAGGUUUUCUUCGGGCAGCUGCGAGCGGCUGAGAUGGAGCACCUCCUGGAGCGCUCCUGGUACGCAGUGACCGAGACCUGCUUGGCCUUCACCGUCUUCAGGGACGACUUCAGCCCGCGCUUCGUGGCCCUCUUCACCCUCCUCCUCUUCCUCAAGUGCUUCCACUGGCUGGCCGAGGACAGGGUGGAUUUUAUGGAGAGGAGCCCGAACAUCUCGUGGCUCUUCCACUUCAGGAUCGUCUCCCUGAUGCUCCUGCUGGGGAUCCUGGACCUGCUGUUCGUGAGCCACGCGUACCACAGCAUCCUGAGCCGCGGCGCCUCCGUGCAGCUCGUCUUCGGCUUCGAGUACGCCAUCCUGCUGACCAUGGUGCUCACCAUCUUCAUCAAGUACGUGCUGCACUCCAUCGACCUGCAGAACGAGAACCCCUGGGACAACAAGGCCGUGUUCAUGUUGUACACCGAGCUGCUCACGGGGCUGAUCAAGGUGCUGCUCUACAUGGCCUUCAUGACCAUCAUGAUCAAGGUUCACACCUUCCCGCUCUUCGCCAUCCGCCCCAUGUACCUGGCCAUGAGGCAGUUCAAGAAGGCCGUGACCGACGCCAUCAUGUCCCGCCGGGCCAUCCGCAACAUGAACACGCUGUACCCCGACGCCACGGCCGAGGAGCUGCAGGCCAUGGACAACGUUUGCAUCAUCUGCCGCGAGGAGAUGGUGACAGGGGCCAAGCGCCUGCCCUGCAACCACAUCUUCCACACCAGCUGCCUGCGCUCGUGGUUCCAGCGGCAGCAGACGUGCCCCACGUGCCGCAUGGACGUGCUGAGAGCCUCGGCACCGGCACCGGCACCGGCCGAGCCCGCGGCACCGGGAGCGGCACCGGGAGCGGGACCCGCCCCGGGAGCGGCACCGGGAGCGGCACCGGCGGGGCCACAGCCACAGAACUUUCCCCAGGGGCUCCUCCCUCCCUUCCCCCCGGGGCUGUUCCCGUUCUGGCCCCCCCUGGGGCCCUUCCCUCCCCCCGUGCCCGGGGUCCAGGGGGUCCAGGCCCCGGCCGGAGCCGAGGGCUCGGCUGGAACUGCUGCAGGUUCCCGUGCCGGUGAUGCCGGUGCCGGUUCCAGUUCCGGUGCCAGUUCCGGUUCCGGUCCCAGUUCCGGUUCCGGUUCCGGUUCGGUGCCGGAGCCGGGCGGUGCCGGGGCCGUGCCGGGGCUGCCGCUGCCGCCGCCCUGGGUGGGGAUGGCCUGGCCACCCCUGUUCGGCGUGCCCCCCAUGCCGGUGCCCCCCGCCGGCUUUGCCGGGCUCACCGAGGACGAGCUGCGGGCGCUGGAGGGGCACGAGCGGCAGCACCUGGAGGCGCGGCUGCAGUGCCUGCACAACAUCCACACGCUGCUGGACGCCGCCAUGCUGCAGAUCAACCAGUACCUGGGCGUGCUGGGCUCACUGGGGACCCCCCGAGCCGCCCCCCGGCCGCCCCCGUCCCGUGAGACCCCCCCGGAGGAGCCCCCGGCCCCGGGAGCCUCGGGAGCCACCGAGCCGCUGCCCCCCGAGGAUGAGGAGGACGCGGCCGAAGGCCCCGAAGGCCCCGAGGGCCCCGACACGGCCGAGCUGCGGCGGCGGCGCCUGCAGAGGCUGGGGACCCCCCCCCACUGACU
Messenger RNA from Catharus ustulatus (Swainson's thrush), 1911 nucleotides. RefSeq names its product synoviolin 1 (gene SYVN1). The record is from RefSeq and is a predicted model, not a curated record. Gene Ontology annotation, cellular component: cytoplasm. The transcript is spliced from 16 exons. The coding region runs from base 83 to 1909 and encodes 608 amino acids. NCBI's taxonomy places the organism in Eukaryota, Metazoa, Chordata, Aves, Passeriformes, Turdidae.